AUGAUCAAUGAUGGCAUCGGUCCUCAGCUUAAUAAUAUUCCCAAGAGUCCCAUUUAUCACUUGCAGUUCCAGAAGACAACCUCAUUCCAAACAGGCUUCGAAGAGUCUAACGACAUCUUCAGGAGUAGCGGAGGAUCUUCAGAGACACCUCAAUUGGAUCCCGGACACAAUUUGGCCGAAAGUACAGUAGGAGCUACGAGAACCAAUGCUUCAGAGGAGCUGACAUGGUCGUGGUUCUUCGGCCAACUGGCCAGCAUUCGAAUUAUUCUCGCAUUUGCGAGUCUCUUUGCCAUUUUCAUGAUCAUCCGCUAUUUGAGGACCAUAUACGGAAAGAUGAUCAAGACACACUUCCAAAUAUACUGUAUUAUUUUGAGCUGUUCAGACUUUUGUAUCUCAAUCAGUGGAGUUUGCACCGUAACUGGAGUCUUUAAGUUCAUUGACUCCCCUGUUCUUUCAACAGUAGAGUCGGUGGUGUUGAUGUUCUUCGGUAUGAACUCCAUGUACAUACACGUGCUCAUAGCUCUUGACAGGGCCAGGUCAACUUUGUUCACGGUCGUUCAGAAAACCAGAGCUAGAAGGCCCUUGAUCAACCUCCCCUUCCUCGUGUCUACCUUGUCAGUGGCUGUGUUUUGCUCGCUUGCCAUUACGAUUACUCCUUUUAUCACAGGAAAACCAAAGUACGAAAUGGACUUUGGAGGCUACUACUGGAACAUGGACUACAAUGACCCUGAUCCGAGAGCAAGAUACUACCUGUGGUGUAUGUUCAUCUUCGGCUAUGCAGUUCCCCUUGCAAUCAUCAUCUGUGUCUAUGCCGAAAUACUGAGACGAGUUUACAAGCAGAGCCAAGCCAGUGCAUCCAUGAUUAAGACAAGGAAGGUAACUACAGUUUGUGCGAUUGCCUCUCUCGCGUUUGUGGUUGGAUGGACCCCCUACGCUUACUUGGCUUUCAUGGCUUUCAUCGGCAAAGACGUUGGUUAG
Molecule: messenger RNA, 978 nt
Organism: Symsagittifera roscoffensis
Lineage: Eukaryota; Metazoa; Xenacoelomorpha; Acoela; Convolutidae
Product: rhodopsin-like
Exons: 5
Coding region: 1-978 (325 amino acids)
Biological process (GO): G protein-coupled receptor signaling pathway; phototransduction; cellular response to light stimulus
Cellular component (GO): plasma membrane; photoreceptor outer segment
Molecular function (GO): G protein-coupled photoreceptor activity
Source: RefSeq, a predicted model, not a curated record